Molecule: messenger RNA, 4620 nt
Organism: Cyclocybe aegerita
Lineage: Eukaryota; Fungi; Basidiomycota; Agaricomycetes; Agaricales; Hemipholiotaceae
Source: the annotation of a GenBank genome assembly
AUGUACGCGUCACCAUUGGACCCAGACGGUGGAGAGGCUGGGGAAGUACUUGCUAUGGAUGAACAGAAAAGGCACAGUCAGCAGGAUCAGUCAGCCGGUUCCAGAGCCGCCCUGAUCUAUCGCCGGCUUCGGCAAUCUCAGAGUCAUCCUCUCUUCCACAAGGUCCGUAUAAAAGUUCUCAACACACAAAAUGGGCCCCUCGAGUUCUCCACAUUCCCGCAUAUGUCAGAGAAACCCAAGACCUCCAUCGACUCGGGCAGCCACGAGUCCCUCGAUGCAGAGAAGGAACAGCACGUAGGCCCCCAUCCCACCGCUCCCCCUGAGCAGAAUCUAAAUAAACGAUCGUGGUGGCAGCGAGUACCAUUCACAUCAAGCAAGCCCCCUCCGCCUCCAAGCAUAUCUUUAGACGAUGCAAGCCUCAUACCUGAAGCGAAUGCGAACAUACUCGACUUAAUCACCUUUGGAUGGAUUACCCCCCUAAUGAGCUUGGGCUAUGCUCGUCCACUCGAAGCGCCCGACCUAUGGAAGCUCCAGGACAACCGCAAUGCAGAGGCUGUCGCUGACGCAAUUACCUCAUCAUUCAAUCGGCGGGCUCAGGCGGCAGCCGAGUACAACGAGCGCCUGGCGAACGGGGCGGUCGGACCUGGCUUGAAGGGGGUUUGGUGGUCUCUGCGAGGAAAGAGGGUGGAGAAAGAGAAGGAGUGGAGGGAGAAGACGGGAAGGAAGAAGCCUAGUCUGGUGUGGGCCAUGAACGACAGCGUCAAGUGGUGGUUCUGGUCUUCAGCUGUGCUCAAAAUCAUCGGCGACACUGCGCAAGUUACUAGUCCGCUUGUCGUGAAGGCUAUCAUCAAUUUUGCGUCGGAAUCAUACAGUGGACAUCGACUCGGCCAGUCCGUACCCCCUGUCGGCCAAGGCAUCGGUUUGACCUUCGCGCUCCUCCUCAUGCAGGUUGUUGCGUCCCUGUGUACCCACCACUUUUUCUACCGGAGUACCUCCGCUGGCGUCCUCCUCCGUGGUGGCCUUAUUACCGCCAUCUACACCCGUUCCCUCAAGCUCACCUCUCGCGCACGCUCGACGCUGACGAACGGAAAACUCGUUAAUCACAUCUCGACGGAUGUUUCUCGCAUUGAUUUCUGUGCAGGGUACUUCCACAUGGCAUGGACCGCGCCAAUUCAGCUUGCCAUCUGCUUGGUCUUGCUCAUUCUCAACCUUGGGCCGUCCGCCCUUGCAGGGUUCGCAUUCUUCAUCCUUGCAACUCCCCCGCAAACGGUUGUCAUGAAGCGUAUGUUUAAGCUUCGUGCAAAGAGCAUGGAGUGGACGGACAAGCGAGCGAAGUUAUUGCAAGAGCUUCUGGGUGGUAUGAAGGUCAUCAAAUUCUUUGCCUGGGAGAUACCUUUCCUCGCGCGGAUAACGGAAUUCAGGAAGAGAGAGAUGGCUUACAUCCGGUCUCUUCUCCUCUUGCGUUCGGCCAACAAUGCCGUGGCAAUGAGCAUGCCUGUUCUCGCCUCCGUCAUUGCAUUCGUCACCUAUUCUGUAACAGGCCAUACCCUCGAACCAGACGUCAUCUUCACCUCACUGACACUGUUCAACCUCCUGCGUCUUCCUCUUAUGUUUUUGCCCGUCUCGUUCAGUGCCAUCGCCGAUGCAGCCAACGCUACCAGUCGUCUCUACGCCGUCUUCGAAGCCGAACUCCUCGAGAAGACGCACACAGUCGACGAGAACCUCAAAGUCGCCAUCGAAGUCAAAGAUGCCUCCUUCACCUGGGACUCGCCACCCCCUGAAGAGGAAAGCAAAUCGAAGAAGCGCGGCGGGCGCCAGUCCUCCAAAGCUAAAGCCAGGGCCAAGGUUGACGCUGCGGCCAAGCAGAAGCAGCUCGACGACAAGGCGAAGAGCGACGAGGAGAACGUGUUCAAGGUCCGCGAUAUCAAUAUGAGCAUCCCGAGAGGACAGUUGGUUGCGGUUGUGGGCUCUGUGGGCAGUGGCAAGACGAGUUUGUUGCAGGGCUUGAUUGGAGAGAUGAGGAAGACGAGUGGGGAAAUUGUGUUUGGCGGGAGUGUGGGGUAUUGUCCGCAGAGUGCCUGGAUUCAGAAUGCAACUAUCAGGGAGAACAUCUGCUUUGGUCGUCCGUUUGAGGAGGAGCGAUACUGGAAGGCCAUACGCGACUCGUGCUUGGAACCUGACCUCGAGAUGCUACCCAACGGGGACAUGACGGAGGUCGGCGAGAAGGGUAUAUCGCUCUCUGGUGGUCAGAAGCAACGUCUAAAUAUCUGUCGCGCCAUCUACUGUGACACGGAGAUCCAGAUCUUUGAUGAUCCACUUUCAGCUCUCGAUGCCCACGUCGGCAAAGCCGUCUUCCAGAACGUCCUCCAGAACGCAACCUCUGGCAAGACUCGCAUCCUCGUCACCCACGCCCUGCACUUCCUCCCCCAAGUCGAUUACAUCUACGUCAUCGACGAUGGACGGAUCGCCGAGCGGGGCACGUAUCCCGAGCUCAUGGCCAAAGGUGGCGAGUUCUCUCUCUUCGUCACAGAGUUCGGUUCGUCUGAGGACGAGGAGGAUCACGAGCGUAAGAUAGAGGAAGAUGCCAUCGAGAGCGAUCGUGAUUCGGGCAAGACCAAGGAUGAAGCGGAGGAAAAGAAGCAGACGGAACGCACGGCGAAGAUUCGCAAGUCUGUCGCUGGUGCUGCGUUGAUGCAGACGGAGGAAAGGAAUACAGGGGCCAUCGCCUGGGGUGCAUAUAAGGACUACAUGAAGGCGGGUCAUGGAGACGUCGUCGCACCACUCUUGCUCCUUUCGUUGGUGUUGAUGCAGGGCACGACGGUGGUUUCAUCGUAUUGGCUGGUCUGGUGGCAAGAAAAAACAUUCAAUCAGCCUCAAGGAUUCUACAUGGGCAUCUAUGCUGGGCUCGGAGUUGGCCAGGCUGUUGCUAACUUCUUGAUGGGUGCUGCGUUUGCUGUCUUGACGUACUUUGCGUCUCAGAGCCUCCAUAGAGAUGCUAUUCGUCGAGUCAUGCAUGCACCUAUGUCCUUCUUCGAGACCACACCUCUGGGCCGCGUCAUGAACCGGUUCUCCAAGGACAUUGAUACUAUCGACAACCUACUCGGAGAGGCCCUUCGCAUGUUUAUGGGCACAUUCUCCGCCAUCCUCGGUGCCAUAAUUUUGAUCUCUAUCGUCCUCCCAUGGUUUUUGAUCGGCGUGUUCGUUGUACUCCUCGGAUACAUCUAUGCUGCGGCGUUUUAUCGAGCCAGUGCUCGAGAAUUGAAGCGCCUCGGUAGGCUUCCUUCCAAACAUUAUGGGACUCCCGAACUGAUCAUGAUCUUCGCAGAUUCCGUACUGAGGUCGUCACUCUACUCUCAUUUUUCAGAGAGCUUGUCAGGGCUGGCCACAAUCCGUGCCUAUGGCGAAGCAGAGCGGUUCAGACUGGAUAACGAAAAGCGAGUCGACGUAGAGAACCGCGCUUACUGGCUGACUGUUACCAAUCAGCGCUGGCUUGGAAUCCGGCUCGAUUUCCUCGGUGCCUUACUGACAUUUAUCGUGUCGAUGCUGACGGUCGGCACGCGUUUUACGAUAUCGCCUGCACAGACCGGUUUGGUUCUGUCCUACAUCCUCAGUGUCCAACAAGCGUUCGGAUGGAUGGUCCGGCAGAGCGCGGAGGUGGAGAAUAACAUGAACUCAGUUGAGCGGAUACUGUACUAUGCACAAGAGGUCGAGCAGGAGGCUCCUCAUUCACUUCCAGAGAAGAAGCCCGCUACUUCGUGGCCAGCUCAUGGCCGUCUCGAGCUCAAGAACGUCGUCCUCAGCUACAGGCCGGAACUACCUCCUGUGCUCAAAGGUAUCUCGAUGUCGGUCAAAGCUGGGGAGAAGAUCGGUAUCGUUGGAAGAACUGGGGCUGGGAAAAGUUCGAUCAUGACGGCCCUCUACCGUCUCGUGGAGCUCACGUCGGGGUCAAUACUCCUGGACGACGUUGACGUAUCGACUAUCGGGCUAACGGACCUGCGCAACGGGCUCGCCAUCAUCCCGCAAGACCCGCUUCUCUUCUCCGGAACGCUCCGCACGAACCUCGACCCUUUCAACCUGCACGACGACGCUACGCUCUGGGACGCCCUGCGGCGCGCGUACCUCGUCGACUCCUCGAAGCGCAACUCGCUUGAGAUCGAGGGGCAAGCAGCGGCGGAAGACGAGCUGCCGCCAAGCGGCGCCCAGACGCCCGUGAACCGGUUCAGUCUGGACACGGUGAUCGAGGAUGAGGGCGGCAAUCUCUCCGUCGGCCAGCGCUCGCUUGUGUCGCUGGCUCGUGCGCUUGUGAAGAAUGCGCGGGUGAUUAUCUUGGACGAGGCGACGGCCUCGGUUGACUAUGAGACCGAUCGCAAGAUCCAAGAUACGAUUGCGUACGAGUUCAAGGACCGUACUGUUCUUUGCAUUGCUCAUCGUCUACGCACUAUCAUAGCCUACGACCGCAUCUGCGUGCUCGAUGCUGGCCAAAUUGCUGAAUUCGACACCCCCGCCAAGCUAUACGAGAACACCGACGGUAUCUUCAGAGGAAUGUGUGAGCGUUCCUCCAUCACCCUCGACGACAUAAAACUAGCCGUCAAGGCUACGAUUCACGACACCGACGAUUAA